AUGAAGGCUCCAGGGAUCCACCCUGCCCUGUGGCUUCUAAUGUUUACCAUGCUUCUGCCGAUGCUUUCUGGUGACAUCAUGUUUCCUCGUGGAGUCAAAAGACAACUCUGUGAAAGCGGGAGACUUGGAGUAAUAUGCAACCAACCUGUAAAGAAAGGCUUUUGCACAUACAGUUUCUACAGAUACUACUUCAACAAAGACACGGCCUUAUGUGAGCCCUUCAUCUUCACUGGCUGUGGGGGCAACAGAAACAACUUUAAAAGUAAAUACAUCUGUGAAGUCUAUUGCAUUAACAUAGAGGUAAGUCUCUUGCUGUCUCACUCCACCUUUAAGGACACUGCCUCUCCUCUGGAACCACUGUUCUACAGGCAACAUCUAGAAAAGGGCUAA
This is a messenger RNA of Arvicanthis niloticus (Nile rat), 390 nucleotides long. NCBI's taxonomy places the organism in Eukaryota, Metazoa, Chordata, Mammalia, Rodentia, Muridae. The record is from RefSeq and is a predicted model, not a curated record.